ACUUUGAAGAUGACCGCACUGUGUCUGAUAUUUCCACUUCUUGUAGAGAUGGUUCAUGUGCUAGCUGGGACUGAAUCCUCAUCCAUGCGUCAGAAGAUUGGUCUCAUGUCAGCCAACGUUGGAGACACAGUAGUUUUGCAUUGCUUCAAUUCAGGCGACAUGGGAAUAAUGUUCUCCUGGUACAAGCAAAGUUUUGGAAAUAUUCCUCAGCUCAUCUCAACCAUUUAUAAGUAUGACAGGAAUGCAACAUUUUACCAUGAGUUUAAGGACAACCCUCGCUUCUCAGUGGAAGGUGGACAAGGAAAAAAUCACCUAAUGAUCGCAGAUGUGGAACUCUCUGAUUCAGGCACAUACUACUGUGGAAGUGCUUAUGGAAUCAAUGUGGAGUUUGGACAAGGAGUCGUUCUCAUCAUAAAAGGGUCCAGAAAUAUGCCUGUUAUACAUCAGCUUGUGUCUGAGUCAGUCCAGCCAGGAGAGUCUGUGACUCUGAACUGUACAAUACACACUGAGACCUGUGCAGGAGACCACAGUGUAUAUUGGUUCAGACAUGGCUCAGGAGAAUCCCACCCAGGAAUCAUUUACACCCAUGGAGACAGGAGUGAUCAGUGUGAGAAGAGCCCUGAGGCUGGGUCUCCUACACAGAGCUGUGUCUACAACCUCCCCAAGAGGAACCUCAGCCUCUCUGAUGCUGGGACUUACUACUGUGCUGUGGCCUCAUGUGGGGAGAUACUGUUCGGGAACGGGACCAAGCUGAACAUUGAGGACGAGAGUAUAGACCCUCUUCUCUUUGUAUACUGCCUGGCCGUAGCAUUGGCCUUUGCGUUCAUCUUGAUCAUUCUCCUUGCUUGCAUCAUUUACAAGAUGAAGAAGAUAACAUGUCUGCAGUGCAGUGAACUGGUCUCUCAGACAAGAGGUCCUACAGUUUCCCGGUCAGAUGCAAGUAGCCAAGAUGCAGACAGUCUCCAUUAUGUAGCUCUGAAUCUGAGCAACAAGACGAACAGGUCUAGAAGACAGAGAGGAAACAUGGAGGAAGAGACAGUGGUCAUGUACUCUGGAAUUAGACAGUAG
Messenger RNA from Salmo salar (Atlantic salmon), 1068 nucleotides. RefSeq lists its product as uncharacterized. The record is from RefSeq and is a predicted model, not a curated record. Gene Ontology annotation, biological process: response to bacterium. NCBI's taxonomy places the organism in Eukaryota, Metazoa, Chordata, Actinopteri, Salmoniformes, Salmonidae.